AUGGCGGCUGCCGGACCCCGGAGCUCCCCGCGCGGGGCCUUCUGCAGGCAGCUGCUGCUGAGCCUCGCGGUCUUCAGUUUUUCUUGUGAAGCCUGCAAAAAUGUGAUAUUUAACAUACCUUCCAAACUAGAGGCAGAUAAAUUGAUUGGCAGAGUUAAUUUGAAAGAGUGCCUCCAGUCCGCAGACUUCAUCCUUUCCAGAGACCCUGAUUUCAGAGUUUUAGGGGAUGGUUCUGUAUAUACAGCUAGGGCCACUGAGUUGUCUGAUGAGAAAAAAUCAUUCACAAUAUUGCUUUCUGACACAAAGAAACAGACCCAGAAAAACAUCAUUGUACUCCUGGGACAUCAGAAGAAGGUACUGAGGAAAAGACAUACUAAAGACAAAGUUCUCAGGCGAUCCAAGAGAAGAUGGGCACCUAUUCCUUGUUCGAUGCAGGAGAAUUCCUUGGGGCCUUUCCCUUUGUUUCUUCAACAAGUUCAAUCUGAUGCAGCACAGAACUAUACCAUCUUCUACUCAAUCAGUGGACGUGGAGUUGACCAAGAUCCUUUAAAUUUGUUUUUCAUAGAAAAAGACACUGGAAAUCUGUAUUGUACUCGGCCUGUAGAUCGUGAGCAAUAUGAUGUUUUUGAUUUGAUUGCCUAUGCAUCAACUGCAGAUGGGUAUUCAGCAGAUCUACCUCUACCACUGCCCAUCAGAGUUGAAGAUGAAAAUGACAACUACCCUAUUUUCACAGAAAAAAAAUAUAAUUUUGAAGUUUCAGAAAGUAGUAAAAUAGGUACUACAGUGGGGGUGGUUUGUGCCACGGACUUAGAUGAACCUGAUACAAUGCAUACACGCCUGAAGUACAGCAUUUUGGAGCAGAAACCAAGAUCACCUGGGUUCUUUUCUGUGCAUCCUAGCACAGGGGUUAUCACCACAGCUGCUCAUUCUCUGAACAGAGAGGUUGUAGACAAGUAUAUACUGACAAUGAAAGUACAAGACAUGGAUGGUCAGUUUUUUGGAUUGAUGACUACAUCAAUUUGUGAAAUAACAGUAAAAGAUUCUAACGACAAUGCACCCACUUUCAGACAAAGUGCUUAUAAAACGACAGUAGAGGAAAACACAUACAAUGUGGAAAUCUUACGAUUAUCUGUAGAAGAUAAGGAUUUAAUUAACACUGCUAAUUGGAGAGCCAAUUAUACCAUUUUAAAGGGCAAUGAAAAUGGACAUUUCAAAAUCAGCACAGACAAAGAAACUAAUGAAGGAGUUCUCUGUGUUGUAAAGCCACUGAAUUUUGAAGAAAACCAGCAAGUGAUCCUGGAAAUUGGAGUAUGCAAUGAAGCUCCAUUUACUAGAGAUGUUGCAACUGGUUUAAUAACCAUGAGCAGAGCUUUGGUUACAGUUUAUGUAAAGGAUCAGGAUGAAGGGCCUGAUUGCAUCCCUUCAGUCCAACGUGUUCAGAUAAAAGAAAACACAUCGGUGGGGACAAAGAUCAAUGGCUAUAAAGCUUAUGACCCAGAAACCGGAAGUAGCAAUGGUUUAAGGUAUAAAAAAUUACAUGAUCCUAAAGGGUGGAUCACCAUUGAUGAAAAUUCAGGAUCAGUCAUGACUUCCAAAACCCUGGACAGGGAGGCAGCAGCUCCUCAAAACAACUUAUACAAUAUUACAGUCCUGGCAAUAGACAAAGAUGAUAGAUCAUGUACUGGAACACUUGCCGUUAACAUUGAAGAUGUAAAUGAUAAUCCACCAAAAAUACUUCAAAGUGAUCUAAUAAUUUGCAAACCAAAGAUGGGGUCUACUGAGAUUUCUGCUGUUGAUCCCGAUGAACCAGUCAACGGUCCUCCGUUUCAUUUCAGCUUGGCAAACCCUUCUCCAGAAAUCAAUAGAAUAUGGACCCUCAGCAAAGUCAAUGAUACAGCUACCCGUCUUUCAUAUCGGAAUAAUGCUGAAUUUCAAGUGUAUCAUGUCCCUGUUACUGUGAAAGAUAGAGCAGGUCAAUCUGCAACCAAAAUCUUGAGAAUUAAUCUAUGUGAUUGUAUUCAUCCAAGUAGAUGUGUGUCGGAUGCAAGGAGCAGUGGGGGAAUAAUUCUUGGAAAGUGGGCGAUCCUUGCAAUCUUACUGGGUGUAGCAUUACUCUUCGGUGUAUUGCUAACUUUAGUAUGUGGAAUUGUUGGUACCAGAAAAGGAAAAUCUUUUCCUGAAGAUUUAGCUCAGCAAAACUUAAUUAUAUCAAAUACAGAAGCACCUGGAGAUGAUAGGGUGUGUUCUGCCAGUGGAUGUAUGACCCAGACUGUCAACAACUCUAGCCAAGGAUUUUGUGGCACCAUAGGAUCAGGAGUCAAAAAUGGGGGACAGGAAACCAUUGAAAUGGUAAAAGGAGGACACCAGACUUUGGAAUCCUGCCAGGGGGCAGGGCAUCACCAUACUCUGGAUUCCUGCCGGGGAGGACAUGUGGAGAUGGACAACUGCAGAUACACUUACUCGGAGUGGCAUAGUUUCACUCAGCCUCGUCUUGGUGAAAAAUUGCAUGCAUGCAAUCGGAAUGAAGACUACGUGCAAGCUCAAGAUUACGUCCUUACAUAUAAUUAUGAAGGAAGAGGAUCUCCAGCUGGUUCUGUAGGUUGCUGCAGUGAAAAACAGGAAGAAGAUGGACUUGACUUUUUAAAUAAUUUGGAACCCAAAUUUUCUGCAUUAGCAGAAGCAUGCGUAAAGAGAUAAUGUCACUAUGCUACAAUUAUGU
Choloepus didactylus (southern two-toed sloth) is the source of this 2719-nucleotide messenger RNA. It is a transcript of the gene DSC3, whose product is annotated as desmocollin 3. Gene Ontology annotation, cellular component: plasma membrane; desmosome. Gene Ontology annotation, molecular function: gamma-catenin binding; calcium ion binding. NCBI's taxonomy places the organism in Eukaryota, Metazoa, Chordata, Mammalia, Pilosa, Megalonychidae. Gene Ontology annotation, biological process: homophilic cell-cell adhesion. The transcript has 16 exons. The record is from RefSeq and is a predicted model, not a curated record. Bases 1 to 2697 code for a protein of 898 amino acids.